AUGCAAUUUAAUUACGAAAUACUAUAAGAAAUUUAUUCAAGUGGAAGAGUUCGAAUUGAAAAAGUAAGAUCUAUGUCAGAUAAUUAAACAUAUAUCUAGAAAACCUAUCUUUCUAAUAAGAAUGAAGGUAUAAAUUUAAAUCAUUAAAUAGGAUUAAAUGCAAUAAAAAUGUUAGCUUAGAUAAAGAAUCAGUUUGUGUUAUCAGUAAUUGAAUAUAUGGAGAAUGAAGAAUAAUAAUUAGUAACAAUUUAAGAAUAUUGUGAUUAAGGAGAUCUAAAAACUUUUACUUAAUAACAUAUCGGUUACAAAAUGCAAGAGAGUAUUAUAUGGUCACUAUUUCUUUAAAUGGCUUAUGCAUUACUAUAACUUAAUGAAUUGGGUAUAUAACAUAGAGUGUUGUUACCAGAAAACAUUCUAUUACUGGCUAGAACUGAAGGAUAUUAAAUAAGAAUAACUGAUUUCCAUAAGUCUUCUAGAUAAACAUUAUGUUAAUUGCCUUGUCCAGCUAUAUAUUUACCAUAUGAAUACUUUUUUGAUGGUCAAUAUACACAAAAGUCUCAUAUUUGGUAGAUUGGGCAUAUACUUUAUUUUAUGGUCUCCUAAAAAUUCUUAUUCCCUUAAACUACUUUGGAAAAUUAAAUUAAGGAACAAUUACGUAGAGGUAGAAUAUAAAUAAAUAUUUCUGACUUUUAUUCUCCUGGUUUAAUAAAAUUAAUUAAUGUUUGUUUAACUAUUCGAGAAAAUCAAAGACCAAAUAUUUUAUAGAUUUUAAGAAUGAGAGAAGUUAAAGAGGCUAUAAAUAGACCUUACUAUUAAUUUUCUUUAGAAUAAAAAAGACAUUUAAUGUAUUGGAUUAAUAGUUCAGAAACUACUAUCUCAUAUCCUGUUUAAUAUUCAUUUAAUGAAUUUGAUUUACAUUCACCUAAAUAAAUCUCAAAGGAAGUUGUUGUUAAAAAAAAUUUCUCGAAUUCAAAAUUACCUGAAAUAUUUUAAUAAAAAUAACAUACCAAAAAGUAUUCUUCUGAUAGAUAACUUGAAUAAGAAAAUUUAAAAACUGAAAUAAAACGAAAAGAAGAUAUAUUUUAAUAAUAAUAGUUUCUUUCAUAAACUUAAACUAACAAAUAUUAUGUUGGGGUUGUUAAACCUAUUUUUUAUCAUAAAAAAAAAUAAUAAAUUAAAAUUGAUAAUCCACCAAGAUUUUCAAUUCCUUAUGAAAAACAAUUGGAUUCAGUAUUUUAAAAUCUUUUAGACAGUAAAAAAUAACUAUGUAGUGAAUUGAUUGGAGAUUCAGAAUACAUGUUUUUGAGAUCAUAAAUAAAACUAAAUGUAUUUAACUUCUAUAUUUAUUAGAAAACUGAUAAAUUAAUGAAUUAUAUGUAAUACAGAUAUCCAAAAGUUAAUAGUAGUGUAAUCUUAAAAUAAAUUAAUGAUAUAGCAGAUUUAGAAGAAUAGAGAUCAUAUAGCAAAACUAAAUAAUGA
This is a messenger RNA of Paramecium sonneborni, 1479 nucleotides long. The record is from the annotation of a GenBank genome assembly. NCBI's taxonomy places the organism in Eukaryota, Ciliophora, Oligohymenophorea, Peniculida, Parameciidae.